UUGUACGGAGAAAGAAAUUAAAGGAAUGCGACAAAGAAGUUCCUAGAAUCCUCUUUCUCUGGCCUUUUUUUUUGCCUUUUUCUUUCUUGGAUUCCCUCUCCAGUUUCAGAUGCAUUACACCAUGAACGGUGAUCCCGAGACGGAGAUGAUGGAUACGGACUCCGCCGAGACGUUUAUCCUCGACAAACCAGGCACCGCCAGAGAUUUCCUCUCCGCCGCUCGGAGGCUCGUCGAUCAAGGAGAGCCAUCACAAGCUCUUCAAGCGGUCGUGAUGGCGAUGAGAACCCAAGGAGGAGAUGAGGCAGUACUUCAGAUUCUGAACCGUACCCGUGAACUUUACAAGCGUAGAAUCCAAGAAACAGCUAGUAUGGAUCAGCUGGCUUCUAUAUUUGCAGAGUGUGCCAUUACAGAAGCACAGCCUCUUGGGCAUGAGCCAACAUCAAAAGGCUUAUUUGGUACCAAAGAAUCAGUUGCAGCAGAUGCUCACGGCAUAUCUAUCCUGGAAAAAAGCGGGAGGUCACAGAUCAUGCUCGAUGCCUUUGCUGACGGAAGCAGCUUUAUCUGUCUGCAAUGCGGUGGUCUGGUGAGCAUCCAUAGGAAAGAUGAACACUAUGCGUACUGGUGUAGCAAUAUGUAAUGCAAGGAUGUUAUUUUGUUGGCCAGCAUAUUGCGUUUGCUGUUAAUUGUUGUUGAUCUUUGAAUGCAAUGGGAGAGAUACAUAUAACGCCUAAAAAUUGCCUUAACCCUUUACAUGUAAUGCGUGUGUCUUGUGCUCAGUAAUAAACGCUUGAAGAAAGGACAUUGUAUCUGUCACAACUUCGGAUCAGGUUAA
Messenger RNA from Camelina sativa (false flax), 832 nucleotides. RefSeq lists its product as uncharacterized. Lineage: Eukaryota; Viridiplantae; Streptophyta; Magnoliopsida; Brassicales; Brassicaceae. The record is from RefSeq and is a predicted model, not a curated record.